Molecule: messenger RNA, 951 nt
Organism: Echinops telfairi (small Madagascar hedgehog)
Lineage: Eukaryota; Metazoa; Chordata; Mammalia; Afrosoricida; Tenrecidae
Product: olfactory receptor 10AG1-like
Exons: 2
Coding region: 1-951 (316 amino acids)
Biological process (GO): G protein-coupled receptor signaling pathway
Cellular component (GO): membrane
Molecular function (GO): olfactory receptor activity; G protein-coupled receptor activity
Source: RefSeq, a predicted model, not a curated record
AUGGAGAGUAAGUUGAAGAAAGAUGAAGGAAAUCUCACUACACUGGUAGAAUUCAUCCUGUUUGGGUUUUCUGGUGUUCCUGACCUUCAAGGAUUUCUUUUUGGGGUGUUUUUGAUCAUUUAUAUGAUAAUCCUGAUUGGGAACAGCCUCAUUAUCAUACUAACUAAGGUUGAUACUUCCCUUCAGACCCCCAUGUACUUUUUCCUUGGAAAUUUUUCCUUCCUGGAAAUAUGUUAUGUGUCAGUGACUGUUCCCAAAUUGUUAGCAGAUCUUUGUAGACAGAAUAGAAAAAUUUCCUUCCUUGCUUGUGCUAUUCAAAUGUAUUUCUUUCUGGUCUUUGGGGCCACUGAGUGCUUCCUUCUGACAGCAAUGGCUUAUGACAGGUAUGUGGCCAUUUGUAACCCAUUACUCUAUCCCCUCAUCAUGAAUACCCGACUGUGUAUUCAACUGGCAGCUGGCUGUUGGAUCAUUGGCGUUCCAGUCCACAUCGGGUUCACCUACCUGAUCUUCUCUCUACCCUUCUGUGGACCUAACCAGCUGGAUCACUUUUUCUGUGACAUACCUCCAAUACUGAAACUGGCUUGUGGGAACACUUCGAUGAUUGAGACGUUGAUUUAUGUGAUUGCAGUACUGGUUGUCACUGUUCCUUUCAUGUUGAUACUUGGAUCUUAUGUCAAAAUAAUUUCAACUAUCCAGAAGCUACCAUCAGCAACAGGGCGGGCCAAGGCCUUCUCCACCUGUUCUUCCCACCUCGUGGUGGUAGCUUUAUUCUUUGGAUCAGGAAUCAUUACAUACAUGAGACCAAAGGCCACUCAUUCACUGGGCAUGGAGAAAUUCCUUUCUCUUUUUUAUACCAUUGUGACACCAAUGUUUAACCCCGUGAUUUAUUGCCUGAGGAACAAAGAUGUCACGGUGGCACUGAGCAAACUUCUAUCAAAAUGGAUUGUGUGA